Molecule: messenger RNA, 1259 nt
Organism: Micropterus dolomieu (smallmouth bass)
Lineage: Eukaryota; Metazoa; Chordata; Actinopteri; Centrarchiformes; Centrarchidae
Product: E3 ubiquitin-protein ligase TRIM21-like
Exons: 1
Coding region: 1-597 (198 amino acids)
Molecular function (GO): protein binding
Source: RefSeq, a predicted model, not a curated record
AUGAAGAAGCUGUUUGACGCCCAGCCCAAGAGGGUCCAGCAGUAUGCAGUGGAUGUGACCCUCGAUCCUGAUACAGCACAUCCUGCUCUCAUCCUGACUGAUGAUGGAAAACAAGUUAAGCAUGCUGAUGUAUGGAAGAAUCUCCCAGACAAUCCAGAGAGAUUUGAUAUUUGUGUUCAUGUCUUAGCAAAGCAGAGUUUCUCUUCAGGGAGAUUUUACUACGAGGUUCAGGUUAAAGGGAAGACUGAGUGGGAUUUAGGAGUGGCCAGAGAGUCGAUCAACAGGAAGGGACAAAUCACAAGGAGUCCUCAGGAUGGUCACUGGAUGAUAUGUUUGAGGAAUCAAAAUAAGUACUUCGCUCUUGAUGACCCUCCAGUCCGUCUCUCUCUGAAGUCUCAGCCUGAGAAGGUGGGGGUGUUUGUGGAUUAUGAGGAGGGUCUGGUCUCCUUUUAUGAUGUUGAUGCUGCAGCUCUUAUCUACUCCUUUACUGGCUGCUGCUUCACUGAGAAACUCUACCCAUACUUUAAUCCUGGUCUUAAUGAUGGUGGUAAAAACUCUGCCCCUCUGAUCAUCUCUCCUGUCAAUCACACUGAGUAGAACAAACAUUUGAUUUUCUACAUUUAAUGUAAUAAAUGUAUAUUUAUCUAUAUACAUUGUUUUUCAGAUUCUUAUCAAUGUGUUUUUUUCUGUAAAUGUUUCUUUGGUGUGUCAUGUUGCAACUUUCUACUACAACACACCAAAUUUCACUGCUCUGAUUGAUUUUAUUUAAUGUUGUCUAAUUUAUUCUAAUAACUGCAUUACAUGCCUUCAACACUGUUAAAUCAUCAGAACACAAUGUCGUCAGAAAUAAAAAGAAUUUGCACUUUCUUUAAAUGUCUGGGUGUCAAAUUCUAAACCUUCAACUGACAGAUCAUUGUUUCUAUGAGAAGUGUUGCAUACUGGCACAAAUUACUGAAGAGCAGUUUAUAAAUGUGACAAAAGUCUUCUGCUUUUCUUUAGUUUUCUUGGUUACAGCCAUCGCUGGCAGCCAUUUAGUGUAUAUUAAUUGUGGUGAUCCUAUUGUUUUCUUCCUUUGUAAUUUGUAAGCUUAAGGGUGCUGACCUCUUUUCGUUCUUUAGUGUAUUUUUGAGUCAAGAGCUAGUAACUUAAGUAACUAGUUACUUAAUGGUUGUUUGGCAGCACCUGUAUAGGCCCUUUCUGUUGUAUUCCCUUGUGCAAGCGCAUUCCUUGGUUAAUUAAACUCCUGACUUUAAACAGAA